CAAUAUUACUAUAUUUUUCCCCACAGGCACAGAAGCGCCUCAAAACUUCCGUUACUAAAUUCCAAUGGCGCCCUUCAUCCUCCACGGCCGGCUCCUCUUCUUCGCCCUCGCCGCCGCGAUAUUCCUAUUUUGCCCUCACCGCUCCUCCGCAAUCUCCAUCCACGAUCUCCUGAAGUCGCAGGGCUUGCCGGCCGGCCUUUUCCCGAAGGAAGUGAAGAACUACACGCUCUCGGAGGACGGCCUUCUGGAGGUGUUCCUCGACGGUCCUUGCCUCACGAAGUUCGAUACGAUGGCGUUUUACGAGAGCGUGGUGAGAGCGAAUCUCUCGCACGGCGGCCUCACUGGCGUGCAAGGCUUCUCGCAGGAGGAGCUCUUCGUCUGGCUGCCGGUCAAAGGCGUAAUCGUCGACGAUCCGAGCUCCGGCCUCAUCUUCAUUGAUAUCGGCUUGGCUCACAAGCAGCUCUCGCUCUCGCUCUUCGAAGAUCCGCCGGAUUGCAAAAACGACGGUAUAUUAGAGGAAGCUGGGGAAGAAGGGAGAUUGGAAGAUGCAUAAAGAUAGGCGAAAUAUGUGUUACGUAUAGUAGAUUAAGGAUUGCAACCUCAUUUGGUGUGGUGUUCUUAUCAUAGUCUUAUCCUAGUAUAUAUGAGUAUAACCGUGAUUCUAAUAUUCUAUUACUUGAAUUCACGGUUUAAUCUGUGUAUUUCCGAGCAAUGCAAUGCAUGGAUAAUAUUUUAGUAUUAGGUAACGUUGUAAUAGUUAGAAAUGUAAAGAUAUCGGGGAACAACAACAUUUCCCAGUUUUAUUAAAAGCAUUAUAUGUUUGGCUUUACUAGUAA
This is a messenger RNA of Ipomoea triloba (trilobed morning glory), 836 nucleotides long. RefSeq lists its product as uncharacterized. The record is from RefSeq and is a predicted model, not a curated record. Bases 65 to 553 code for a protein of 162 amino acids. The transcript is spliced from 2 exons. NCBI's taxonomy places the organism in Eukaryota, Viridiplantae, Streptophyta, Magnoliopsida, Solanales, Convolvulaceae.